AUGCCUUUCGCGAAGCGGAUCGUGGAGCCGCAGUGGCUGUGCCGGCAGCGACGCCCGGCGCCUGACCCGGCGGAGGACGCGAACAGAGGCAGCGCUGAACCGCCGCCGCCGCCGCCCCUGCAGCUGCCCGGCCGACGGGACGAGGCCGUGGCGCCGGGGCCGGAGGAUCCUCCCCGCGCGCCCCGCGCGCUGCCCGCGCCGACCGACCAGGCGCUGCCGCCGCACGGAGAGGCGCCCGCGGCGGGCGAGGAGAGCGCGGCAGGGGGCUUGGAGGCGGCGUCAGCGGCCGGCGAGGCGUCCUCGGCGGCGGCCGCGGCCGUGCUGCUCAUGCUGGACCUGUGCGCGGUCAGCAACGCGGCGCUGGCCCGCGUCCUCCGGCAGCUCUCGGACGUGGCCCGGCACGCGUGCAGCCUCUUCCAGGAGCUCGAGAGCGACAUCCAGCUCACUCACCGUCGCGUCUGGGCGCUGCAGGGCAAGCUCGGCGGCGUGCAGCGCGUGCUCGGCACGCUGGACCCCAAGCAGGAGGCAGUGCCCGUCUCCAACCUGGACAUCGAGAGCAAGCUGAGCGUGUACUACCGUGCACCGUGGCACCAGCAGAGAAACAUCUUCCUCCCGGCCACCAGGCCGCCCUGCGUGGAGGAGCUGCACCGCCACGCCCGGCAGAGCCUGCAAGCCCUGCGCAGAGAACACCGGAGCCGGAGCGAUCGCCGGGAGCAGAGAGCUGCUGUACCCCUUUCCAUAGUAGCUCCUCCACUGCCCGCCUACCCCCCAGCUCACAGCCAGAGAAGACGCGAACUUAAGGACCGGCACUUCUUAACGUUUAACAGCACCCGUUCGCCCUCCCCCACUGAAUGUUGCCACAUGACCCCAUGGAGUAGAAAGUCCCAUCCCCCGGAGGACGAAGAUACAGAUGUCAUGCUAGGGCAGAGGCCGAAAAACCCAGUACACAAUAUCCCUUCAACACUGGACAAGCAGACCAACUGGCGCAAAGCACUACCUCUCCCGACGCCGGAGGAGAAGAUGAAACAAGAUGCCCAAGUGAUUUCUUCUUGCAUUAUUCCCAUCAAUGUCACUGGAGUUGGUUUUGACAGAGAGGCUAGUAUACGCUGCUCUCUUGUUCAUUCACAAUCCGUACUACAGCGGAGACGAAAACUGAGGAGGAGGAAAACCAUCUCGGGUAUCCCCAGAAGAGUCCAACAAGAAAUAGAUUCUGAUGAAUCGCCCGUGGCCAGGGAAAGGAAUGUGAUUGUGCACACAAAUCCAGAUCCUUCCAACGCUGUCAAUAGGAGGUCUGGAACCAGGGACUCGGAGUGCCAAACUGAGGAUAUUCUGAUCGCUGCUCCAUCCAGAAGGAGAAUCAGAGCUCAGAGGGGUCAAAGCAUUGCAGCUUCCCUUUCUCAUUCUGCUGGCAACAUUUCUGCAUUGGCAGACAAAGGCGACACCACGUUUACUCCUGCAGUGAGCAGCCGCACAAGAUCUCGGAGCCUUCCCAGGGAGGGCAACAGAGGUGGGGACGCUGAGCCCAAAGUUGCUGUUAAACCCUCAGCAUAUGAAGAGGGGGAGCCUUUCGUGGGAGACCAAGAAAGAACCCUUAACGAUUGCAGUGACGCCCCCAGCAGCCCGAGUGCACAGGAGCACCAGCCUGCUUUGAGCCUGGCCUGUUCUCAACAUCUUCACAGCCCCCAGCACAAGUUAAGUGAGAGAGGGAGGUCCCGUCUGUCCCGGAUGGCUGCCGACUCUGGCAGCUGUGACAUCUCCUCCAACUCGGACACCUUCGGGAGCCCCAUCCACUGCAUCGCUACGGCUGGCGUCCUCCUCAGCAGCCACCUGGACCAGAAAGAUGACCACCAGUCGUCCAGUGGCAACUGGAGUGGGAGCAGCUCCACAUGCCCCUCACAGACCUCAGAGACGAUCCCUCCCGCAGCUUCUCCUCCCCUCACUGGCUCUUCACACUGUGACUCGGAGUUGUCACUAAACACAGCCCCUCACGCUAAUGAGGACGCCAGUGUCUUCGUGACAGAGCAGUACGACCACCUGGAUAAAGUGAGGGGUCACCGAGCAAACUCCUUUACCUCCACUGUGGCAGAUCUGCUGGAUGACCCCAACAAUAGCAACACGAGUGACAGCGAGUGGAAUUACCUACACCACCAUCACGAUGCCUCCUGCCGCCAGGAUUUUAGUCCUGAGCGUCCCAAGGCAGACAGCCUGGGCUGCCCAAGCUUCACAAGCAUGGCCACUUACGACAGCUUUCUGGAAAAGUCUCCAUCGGACAAAGCAGACACUAGCUCUCACUUUUCGGUGGACACAGAAGGAUACUACACCUCCAUGCACUUUGACUGUGGUCUCAAAGGUAGUAAGAGUUAUGUCUGUCACUAUGCAGCCCUGGGCCCAGAGAAUGGCCAGGGUGUCGGGGUUCCUCCUACUCUUCCAGACUGUGCCUGGCAGGACUACUUAGACCACAGGAGACAGGGGAGACCAAGCAUCUCUUUCCGGAAACCAAAGGCAAAGCCGACUCCACCUAAACGUAGCUCAUCAUUGAGGAAGUCUGAUGGAAAUGCAGACAUUUCUGAGAAGAAAGAACCAAAGAUAAGCAGUGGCCAGCUCCUGCCUCACAGUUCCAGGGAAAUGAAGCUGCCUCUUGAUUUCUCCAACACGCCUUCUCGAAUGGAAAAUGCCAAUUUGCCCACCAAGCAGGAACCUUCUUGGAUGAACCAGAGUGAACAUGGCAUUAAGGAACCUCAGUUAGACACUCCAGAUGUUCCACCAUUCAAAGAUGAAGGUGCUGAAUCAACUCACUAUGCAGACCUCUGGCUUCUAAAUGACUUGAAAACAAAUGAUCCUUACAGAUCUUUAUCUAAUUCAAGCACUGCUACGGGUACCACAGUUAUCGAAUGCAUCAAAUCUCCAGAGAGCUCUGAAUCCCAAACAUCCCAGUCAGAAUCUAGAGCCACCACCCCCUCCCUUCCUUCUGUUGACAAUGAGUUUAAACUGGCUUCACCAGAAAAGCUGGCUGGCUUGGCAUCUCCAUCAAGCGGCUACUCAAGCCAGUCUGAAACGCCAACGUCCUCUUUCCCUACAGCUUUCUUUUCUGGCCCAUUGUCUCCUGGAGGUAGCAAAAGAAAACCAAAAGUCCCAGAAAGGAAAUCCUCACUACAGCAACCCUCUUUAAAAGAUGGAGUUCUAUCACUGGGUAAAGACCUUGAACUUCCAAUUAUACCUCCUACCCAUCUUGACCUAAGUGCUCUUCAUAAUGUCUUAAAUAAACCAUUCCACCACCGUCACCCAUUGCAUGUUUUCAGUCAUAAUAAGCAAAACGCAGUAGGAGAAACCCUGAGGUCAAAUCCUCCACCGUCUCUUGCAAUUACACCAACAGUCCUGAAAUCUGUUAACCUUAGGUCCAUCAGUAGGUCUGAAGAAGUUAAGCAAAAAGAAGGCAACAAUACAGAGCUCCCCUUAGAGGAAAGCACUCUCACCAUGGCUGCCCUGUCUCCAGGUAAGAUUAGGCCACAUAUGACUAAGAAAUCACUAUCAUGUCAGUACUCCACUGAAGAUAGCAUAUUGUCCUUUUUAGACUCCUCUGCAGUUGAGAUGGAACCAGAUAAACUACAAUUAGAAAAAACCCGUUCUUUUGAUGUGAAGAAUCACUGUGAUCCAGAAACAGUAACCUCAGCUGGUACCAAUCUUCUAGAUUCAAGGGUCACAAAAGACCAAAUACAUAUGGAGAGUGAGCCUAUUCCAGAAAACACACCAAGUAAAAGUUGUGACUUUCCCACAGAAGGAUUUCAGAGGGUCUCUGCUGCUCGCCCAAAUGAUUUGGAUGGUAAAAUACUACAGUGUGGAGCUGGUCCAGAUGGUGCCCUAGCGCAGGUCCAGAAAGUAUCUUCUGUAGAUCGGGAGGAAGCUGCAUACCCUGAGUCUGUGGACGUGCUCACAUCUCAGUCAAACUCACCAACUAGAGUCACAGACAUAAGCAAUCAACUUAAGCAUCAACUUGGGAUGAGCCGCCACCAUGACAAAGUGCCUGGGAAUAUCAGCUAUGAAGCAGAGAUAUCAACUGUAAAUCCAUGCCCUGAAAAAUGUUCUGAGCAGGAAAAAGUUGCUUCAGGUAUUUCAGCCAAAAGUGCCUCUGAUAACAGCGGAGCAGAGGAGACCCAAGGAAGUGUGGAUGAGGUUUCACUGAAAGAAUCGUCACCGAGUGAUGACUCUGUGAUUUCACCACUAAGUGAAGACUCUCAGGCUGAAGCAGAAAGUGUGUUUGUGUCUCCAAAUAAACCUCGAACAACGGAGGAUUUAUUUGCAGUCAUUCACAGGUCCAAGAGGAAAGUACUUGGAAGAAAAGAUUCUGGGGACAUGUCUGUUCGAAGUAAAUCUAGAGCUUCCCUGGGCAGCAGUAGCAGCAACAGUGCUGGUUCUGUCACCUCAACCAACAGCAAUGUGACCACCCCAAACAGCCAGAGGUCUCCUGGCCUCAUCUACCGAAAUGCCAAAAAGUCCAACACAUCGAAUGAAGAGUUUAAGCUAUUACUCCUCAAGAAAGGCAGUCGCUCAGAUUCCAGUUACCGUAUGUCUGCUACUGAGAUCCUGAAGAGUCCCAUCCUGCCCAAACCUCCUGGGGAACUCACAGCCGAGUCCCCCCAAAGCACCCAUGAGGCCCAUCAGGGGACACCGGGAACUGAAGCGCUGUCCCCCCUCUCUCCAUGCUCCCCACGGGUUAAUGCAGAAGGGUUAUCCUCAAAGAACUUUGCCACCCCGGCAUCGGCAAGGGUUGGACGUUCCCGGGCUCCCCCUGCGGCCAGCAGCAGCCGCUACAGUGUCCGCUGCAGGCUGUACAACGCGCCCAUGCAGGCCAUCUCCGAAGGCGAGACAGAAAAUUCCGAUGGGAGCCCACAUGAUGACCGAUCCUCCCAGAGCUCAACAUAGGUGGUCCAUGCCAGGCUGGCUGUCAAAGGCCAAAACCUUAGUCAUAUGAGGAUGGAGGAACAGAACGGAAGAGUGGGGAGAAGUCAGCACAUGGUGGGGUACCAUCACGCUUACCAAUGAGUUCCUAAGUGUUUGCUGGGGAAACGGAAGGUGGUUUGGUCUGUCUUGAUUAUUUUCCAUAUUUUUAAGUAGCUGCACUGUCUUUCAUAUGUUUCUUUAGGGUAGUUUGAUUUACCCAAUCUCAUUCCUUUUGAUAAUAGAGAAUUUGGAAAUGUCUGCUUUUCAUGAAACCUAGAAAAAGUUUUCCCAGAGCUGCCUAUUCAGAAAACAAAGCCCUCACUGUCAUAAUUCUUAAGAAGAUGAAAUACUCUGGAGGUUUGGUAUAUUUUUACAUUAAAAUGAACUAAAGCAAAAUUUAGAAGAACUACACACAUGUAAAUACCAUAUUUUUGAUAAAAAUGUGUAAAUAGAUUUAUGGAUGACGAGUGGACAUGUGGCCAAUUAUCUACCACACCAACUGCUUAUAGAACACAACAAAUAAAGUGUAAUAAUUGUAUUCUGUGAAUACCAUUUUCGUAUCAAAUACCAUAUUUAAAUGUCCACCAAUACGAUUUCUGAGUGAUAAACCUCAAAAUAUGAAUUUUAAACUGGUGAAAUAAAGGAAAUCUCGAGGUCAUAUAGUGAAAUGUGAUUAAUUUAAAAUAAUGAAUUCAGACUUAACCAUUUUUGUGACAAACUGCAGCACCAAACAAACUACUGGUAACACGUGGCUGUGAUUUGCCAUGUGGUAAUUUGGACAGAAUGAAAAGCAUGCUUUUGAUUUAAAAAAAAAAAAAUCAGUGAGAGAAAUCAUCAUUCUCAACAUAAAGCCCUGAACAACAGCACUUGACAGUAUCCUUUAAACUUCAAUUUUUCAGUGGAUUGCUUUAAAGAGAAUGAGUAGGGAAAACAGUAGUUAAUUUUAGGUUAUGUUUUAUAUUACACUACUGGGGACAUACACAGUCCUAAUCUGAGGAAUAUAAUCUUUAAACUCCUUAAACAGCUUAGCAAUUAGCUCCAGGUUCCUUAACGAACGAAAAUAAAACAUAAGCAUGCCACAGAGCUGUUGA
Molecule: messenger RNA, 6029 nt
Organism: Kogia breviceps (pygmy sperm whale)
Lineage: Eukaryota; Metazoa; Chordata; Mammalia; Artiodactyla; Physeteridae
Gene: NHS
Product: NHS actin remodeling regulator
Biological process (GO): lens development in camera-type eye; cell differentiation
Source: RefSeq, a predicted model, not a curated record